Microsporum canis CBS 113480 is the source of this 2298-nucleotide messenger RNA. Its product is annotated as dipeptidyl-peptidase 5. The transcript has 5 exons. Bases 49 to 2229 code for a protein of 726 amino acids. Gene Ontology annotation, molecular function: serine-type endopeptidase activity. The record is from RefSeq and is a predicted model, not a curated record. Lineage: Eukaryota; Fungi; Ascomycota; Eurotiomycetes; Onygenales; Arthrodermataceae. Gene Ontology annotation, biological process: proteolysis.
UGUAUCACGCGCAUCAAGAGAGAAGCUAUUAACUUAGCUCCCUUCACAAUGGCACCAGCCAAAUGGUUGAUUGCCUCCCUGGCAUUUGCCUCAACAGGGCUUGCAUUCACCCCAGAGGACUUCAUCUCCGCCCCACGAAGAGGAGAGGCCAUUCCAGACCCCAAGGGUCAAUUCGCCGUCUUCCCAGUCUCCAAGUACAACUUCGACACCAAGGACCGUCCUUCUGGAUGGAACCUCUUGAACCUCAAGACUGGUGACAUCAGCGUCCUCACCACCGAUGCUGAUGUUUCUGAAAUCACCUGGCUCGGUGAGGGCACCAACCUUCUCUAUGUUAACGGAACCGACUCCGUAAAGGGUGGUGUUGGCAUUUGGAUCUCUGAUGCCAAGAACUUUGGCAAUGCCUACAAGGCUGGUUCCAUCCCUGGAGCCUUCCAAGGUUUUAAGCUCGCCAAGUCUGGCGACAAGAUCAACUUCGUUGGUUACGGUCAAUCCACCACAAAGGGUGACCUCUACAACGAGGCCGCUAUUGAGAAGCCAGUUAGCUCUGCUCGCAUCUAUGACAGCCUCUUCGUUCGUCACUGGGAUGCCUAUGUUGGCACUCAGUUCAACGCUGUCUUCUCUGGUGCCCUCACCAAGAACGGCAACAAAUACAGCUUCGACGGAAAAUUGAAGAACCUCGUUCAGCCCGUCAAGUACGCUGAAUCUCCUUACCCACCCUUCGGAGGUUCUGGUGACUACGACCUCUCCCCAGAUGGCAAGACCGUCGCUUUCAUGAGCAAGGCCCCAGAACUUCCAAAGGCCAACCUCACCACCAGUUACAUCUUCACCGUUCCACAUGAUGGCUCCAAGGUUGCUGAGCCUAUCAACAAGCGCAACGGACCUCGUACUCCCCAUGGCAUCGAGGGCGCUUCUUCUAGCCCGGUAUUCUCUCCUGACAGCAAGAGAAUUGCCUACCUUCAGAUGGCCACCAAGAACUACGAGUCUGACCGCCGAGUCAUCCACAUUGCUGAGGUUGGCUCUAACAAGCCCGCCCAGCGAAUUGCCAGCAACUGGGACCGAUCUCCUGAGUCUAUCAAGUGGUCCUCCGAUGGACGAACUCUCUACGUCACUGCCGAGGAGCACGCCACUGGCAAGCUCUUCACCCUCCCAUCUGAUGCCCGCGAUAACCACAUGCCUUCUGCUGUCAAGCACGAUGGUUCCGUCAGCGCUUUCUCCUUUGUCGGCAGCUCUAAGUCCGUCCUGAUCACCGGUAAUUCCUUGUGGUCCAACGCCCUCUACCAAAUUGCCACUCCAGGCCGUCCUAACAGGAAGCUCUUCUACGCCAACGAGCAUGAUCCUCAGCUCAAGGGCCUUGGUCCAAAUGACAUCGAGCCCCUCUGGGUUGAUGGCGCCCGUACCAAGAUCCACUCCUGGAUCGUCAAGCCAACUGGUUUCGAUAAGAACAAGGUCUACCCACUUGCUUUCCUCAUCCACGGUGGUCCUCAGGGCUCUUGGGGUGACAACUGGAGCACCCGCUGGAACCCAAGAGUUUGGGCUGACCAGGGAUACGUUGUUAUUGCUCCCAACCCAACUGGCAGCACUGGUUUCGGCCAGAAGCUGACUGAUGACAUCACCAACGACUGGGGUGGUGCUCCAUACAAGGAUCUCUUCAAGAUCUGGGAACACGUCCGUGACAACCUCAAGUACGUCGACACUGACAACGGUAUUGCUGCUGGUGCUUCUUUCGGUGGUUUCAUGAUCAACUGGAUCCAGGGACAAGAACUUGGAAGGAAGUUCAAGGCUCUCGUCUCCCAUGACGGUACCUUCGUUGGAUCCUCCAAGAUUGGGACUGACGAGCUCUUCUUCAUUGAGCACGACUUCAACGGUACCUUCUUUGAGGCUCGUCAGAACUACGACCGAUGGGACUGCUCCAAGCCAGAGUACGUUGCCAAGUGGUCCACUCCCCAGCUCGUUGUUCACAGCGACUACGACUUCCGUCUCUCUGUUGCUGAGGGUGUUGGUCUUUUCAACGUCCUUCAGGAGAAGGGUGUUCCCAGCCGUCUCUUGAACUUCCCAGACGAGUCCCACUGGGUUACCAAGCCAGAGAACUCCCUUGUCUGGCACCAGCAGGUUCUCGGAUGGAUCAACAAGUUCUCCGGAAUCAACAAGAGCAAUCCCAAGGCCAUCAAGCUUUCGGAUUGCAAGGUUGAGGUCAUCGACCACGAGGCUGGCUCUUAUUUCGACUACUAGAUUUUAUGCUUAACACGACCAUUUGAUGUAAUAUCUUUAUUAGCAAUGCAAAUAUUGUAAUACUCUUCA